AUGCCCGAAGACUUAAGAAGUUUGCUUAAGAAGGAGAAGCGCCUUCUGAACAGUUUAGUGCUGGUGGAGAAGUUCGUGCAAGACUUUGACGAAGAACGAGACAAAAAAGAAGUUGAAGUUCGUUUGCAGCUGUUGGAAAAUUGUGUGUCUGAGUUUUUUGUGGUGCGUGAUAAAGUGGAGGUGUUGCUGGAUGAAGCUGCUGAUGAGGCAACCGCCAAUCCAGAUGAACCGGAGAAAGCUCGCAAAGUAAGGCUGGAGAGUGAAUCGAGGAAGCGAGAAGAAGACAAUUUAGCCAUCGCUACGGACGUGGAGAACCGCUUCUGCAAGGCUAAGGCCGCGUUGGUGGAUCGGCGUGUUAGAAAACCGCCAGGGAAUUCUUCGUCAGUCGUGGCUACCGGAACAAGCAUUUCUAGGGUGAAACUUCCGGAGAUAAAGCUCCCAACGUUCGACGGCAGGCUACGAGACUGGGUGUCAUAUCGCGAUGCAUUCAGAAGCCUCAUUCACGAGAACCGAGAUCUCACCGACAUGGACAGGUUCACAUACCUUCGAUCGUCGCUAACUGGCGAUGCUCUUCAAGAGAUAAGCUCCGUCGAACUUUCUGCUGCCAAUUACCCGGUGGCGUGGACUGCACUUGAAGACCGCUACCACAACCAGAAGCUCAUCGUCAAGGCAUACCUGGAUGCCAUCUUCAGAAUUGAGCCGAUGCGGAAGGAAAGUUUCGAAGCGCUGAGCCAGCUUAUCAGCGACUUCGAGAAAAACCUUCAGAUGCUGCAGAAAAUGGGGCAGAACACCGACGGCUGGAGCACGAUUCUAGUGCACAUGGUUUGCUCAAGGUUGGAUGGAGUCACGCUGCGAUUUUGGGAAUCGUCGCACAACUCCAAGGAAGUGCCUGCCUACCGGAACUUGAUAAACUUCCUGAAGAAUCAUUGUGCGGUUCUUCAAUCAGUUGGAUCGAGUCAUUCAGUCUCCGUCGAUUUGAAGAAGCCGAAGCUAAGCGUCAGCCAUUCCUCAACGUCCAUUGCGGUUCAUGAAGCUGAAGAUCUCGGAGCAGUACGAUGCAGCGCGAAGAAACGGCCUGUGUAUAAACUGCUUAUCAUCAGGUCAUUUUGCCCGGAACUGCAGCAAAGAGAUGAACAGUACCAUCAAUCCGUUCCACAGACGACGAAGAGACCCCCAAGUGAACACCACCAACAGACACAGCAUACGCAAUCGGAACCACCAACACACCAGAAAGCACCAACCACAAACCACACCGAAUCUUCCACUUCAUUGCCAGUUGUCAAUACACAAUCGCAUAGCACCAACCCACAGUUCGCCACAGACUAUCCAAACACACUGCAACACACCACAGCCCUACCAACACAAACCAAGACCUCCACACGUCAAGUUCUUCUCUCCACUGCCAUUGUGCGGAUUUGCGAUGCCAACGGAAGCUCGAUGCUUGCCAGAGCACUACUCGAUUCCUGCUCGCAGUAUUGUUUUAUUUCGUCCGAGUUUUGUCGACGCAUGAAGCUUGCAGAGUUCCCGAAUUAUCUACCGGUGAAGGGCAUCGGUAAUACCGGGAGCGUGUCGAAGAAAGCUGUUAGCGGAACAAUCAGCCCACGUUUCGAUAGCAUUUCGGAGUUCGAGGAAGUUAUGCGGUUCAACGUCUUGCCGAAGCUGACAAUUCCACUCCCAUGUGAAGGGUUCGAAACUUGCCAGUGGAAUCUCCCGGAGAGCAUCGUAUUAGCUGAUCCUGAGUUCUACCACACAUCGGACAUCGAUAUGAUAAUCGGUGCCGAGUAUUACCUCGACCUGCUGCAGGAAGGAAGGUUCAGGCUCAGCGAGAACGGCCCAACAUUCCAAAAUACCGUUUUCGGUUGGGUUGUAUCCGGACGUAUUCCUAGUAGCUCGAUCUCCGUACCCGCCACAUCCACCGCGUUGUGUUCCAUGUCCGAUCUUCAAGAACAGCUCACUCGUUUCUGGGAUCUCGAGAGCUGUCAUCUAGCGAGUACCUAUUCCGUGGAAGAGUCCACAUGUGAGGAGUUGUUCAAGAAAACCACUACACGCGACGUAGAUGGUCGUUUCAUCGUGAACCUGCCUAGGAAGGACCACGUAAUCGGUCAGCUAGGUAGCUCCAGAGCUGUGGCGGAACGGCGGUUCCUUAGUCUGGAGAGAAGGCUAUCGAACAGCCUCAGCUGA
Molecule: messenger RNA, 2181 nt
Organism: Armigeres subalbatus
Lineage: Eukaryota; Metazoa; Arthropoda; Insecta; Diptera; Culicidae
Exons: 3
Coding region: 1-2181 (726 amino acids)
Source: RefSeq, a predicted model, not a curated record